AUGUCGGAAUAUAAACUCAUCGGUUCCUCGCCUAGCGAGAUCAAAAAUGGAGACAAGAUUGAAGUAGAAGUCGAGGGAGUUGAGGGAGUGAAAUUACUCCUCGUCAAGCUCGAUGACCAGGUCCAUGCAAUGACUGCCAAAUGUACACAUUAUGGUGCACCUUUGGUUAAGGGUGUCCUUACGCCUGAUGCAAGAAUAACUUGUCCAUGGCAUGGAGCCUGUUUCAAUGUUAUCAGUGGAGACGUGGAGGAUGCUCCCGCACCAAACGCACUGAAUAAAUAUGACAUAUCCGAGAAGGAUGGAGCUUUCUAUGUCAAGACGGAUGAAGCGUCCCUGAAGGGAUGGGGUAGAGAACCAGUCAAGACUUGCAAAGUUGCUGGCAAUGACAGGAUUGUGGUCGUUGGAGGAGGGAGCGGCGCAUUCGGGACCGUUGAGUCUCUCAGAGAACUUGGCUAUAGCGGAAACAUCACGAUGAUAUCAAAGGAGCCUAAUCUUCCGCUAGACAGAACCAAGCUCUCCAAGGCGCUGAUAGCCGACCCUUCCAGGAUCGAACUCAGAUCUAAGGAUUGGUACUCAGGUGUCUCUGUGGAGACAGUGUCUGAUGAAGUGACUGCGGUAGACUUUGACAAGAAGUCCGUGGCCACAAAGUCAGGGAAAUCUUAUCCAUACACGAAGCUUGUCCUGGCCACUGGAGGGACCCCUAGAAGGCUACCGCUUCCAGGAUUUAAGGAGCUAAACAAUGUUUUCACCCUCCGCUAUGUGACUGAUGUCCAAGCCAUUCUUGCCGCAGUUGGAGAUAAGGGCAAAAAUAUCGUUGUCAUUGGUAGUUCCUUCAUUGGUAUGGAGGUUGGCAACGCACUGGCAAAAGAGAACAAGGUUACAAUUGUUGGAAUGGAGUCUGCACCCCUUGAACGCGUCAUGGGCGCAGAAGUCGGUCGCAUUUUCCAGCGCAACCUCGAAAAAUCCGGCGUGAAAUUUUACAUGUCGGCAUCUGUAGACAAGGCAACCCCUUCGUCCACGGAUUCGUCCAAAGUUGGCGCAGUGCAUUUGAAAGACGGAACGGAACUACCCGCUGAUCUGGUCAUUCUUGGUGUCGGCGUUGCUCCUGCAACCGAGUAUAUCAAGGAUAACUCCUCCGUGAAACUUGAAGGUGACGGAUCUCUUAAAACGGAUGAAUCUUUCGCUGUCGAAGGUCUCAAGGAUGUCUAUGCUAUCGGCGAUAUAGCCACAUACCCCUACCACGGGCCUGGUGGUGGACAAGGCGGCAAAUCUCACGUCCGCAUCGAGCACUGGAACGUGGCUCAAAACUCUGGUCGUAGCGUUGGUCGCACGAUUGCACAUUCGGCGACCUCUAGCCACCCAAUAAAACCAAAGCCAUUUAUUCCCAUUUUCUGGUCUGCGUUGGGCGCGCAGCUUCGAUACUGUGGAAACACCAUGAACGGGUAUGACGAUGUUGUUAUGAAAGGAGAACCAGAGAAUGCGAAGUUCGCAGCAUUCUAUACGCUUGGUGAUACGGUGGUAGCAGUUGCUACCAUGGGUAUGGACCCAAUCAAUUCGAAGAGCGCAGAGUUGAUGAGGCGAGGGAAUAUGCCUAGUAAGAAGGAGUUAUUAGCAGGGGCCGAUGUAUUAGCCGUUGACCUCCCCGGGAAGGUGGUGAUGUAG
Molecule: messenger RNA, 1662 nt
Organism: Arthroderma uncinatum
Lineage: Eukaryota; Fungi; Ascomycota; Eurotiomycetes; Onygenales; Arthrodermataceae
Product: flavoprotein
Exons: 3
Coding region: 1-1662 (553 amino acids)
Cellular component (GO): cytoplasm
Molecular function (GO): flavin adenine dinucleotide binding; 2 iron, 2 sulfur cluster binding; oxidoreductase activity, acting on NAD(P)H
Source: RefSeq, a predicted model, not a curated record